AAGUGUGUAUCUCCUAGCUUGAAAGGAGGCUGAUCGAGGCGGAGGCAGUCAGCCUGCGACGGAAAAACAAGCGACAACACGUCGAACAGUACAGGUUUAGUCAGUGUUUGAAGAAAGAAAAUGAGAUAAACCAGAGGAGAUGAGGACUUAAACGAAUUUUUUUGUCACUUUGACGAGGGUUUGGUCACUUAUUAUUGUUGGACCCGCGCGCGCUAUCCCUGUGCUGUGACGCUUGUCUGCCCAUUCUGACUGGAGUGAACACUAAGGUAAGGGGGAAUCCAUGAAAGAUGACGGAGGAGGUGAUUGUUGUAGCCAAGUGGGAUUACAUGGCCCAGCAGGACCAGGAACUUGACAUCAGAAAAAACGAGCGUCUCUAUCUCCUGGAUGACUCAAAAACAUGGUGGCGUGUCCGCAAUGCCUCCAACCAGACAGGAUAUGUGCCGUCAAACUACGUUGAACGCAAGAACAGCCUGAAAAAAGGUUCACUGGUGAAGAACAUCAAAGACACUCUAGGUUUGGGAAAGACGAAGAGGAAGACGAGCGCUCGGGAUGCCUCCCCGACGCCCAGCUCGGACACAGAGUUCCCCUCCAAUGGCAGCGGAGGCGGUGGGGGGGUCGGAGGCGGCGCAGCAGAGAGGAUCUACGAUCUGAAUAUUCCCGCUGUGGUGAAGUUCGGCUACACGGCCGAGCGCGACGACGAGCUGACGCUGGUUAAAGGCUCCAGGGUCAUCGUGAUGGAGAAGUGCAGUGACGGGUGGUGGCGGGGAACUCAGGCCGGCCGAGUCGGCUGGUUCCCAUCAAACUACGUCCAGGAGGAGGUGGGAGGGCCGGAGGACGGAGGCAGUGGAGAUUCCCCGCGGGGCUUCCACGGGGGUUCUGCAGGGACUUUGUUAGCUAACGGGCGGGCGGGGGGCCGCGGCGGAGUUCUUCACAGGGUCCAGACUCUGUAUCCCUUUACCUCAGUGACAGAGGAGGAGCUGAACUUUGAGAAGGGGGAGAUCAUGGACGUGGUGGACAAGCCGGAGAACGAUCCCGAGUGGUGGAGUUGCAGGAACGAACGCGGCAUUGUGGGACUGGUACCUAAAAACUAUGUGAUUGUGCUGGACGAGCAGCCCGGCACGCCGUUUCCUCUCUCCAGCCCCAAGCAGAACCGCCUGGCGCCGCCGCGCUCAGGGAGGUUCGCUGACAGGGACUGGUACUACGGAAACAUCACCAGACACCAGGCCGAGCACUUCCUCAACGAGAGGGGAGAGGAGGGCGACUUCCUCAUACGAGACAGCGAAUCCUCGCCCAGUGAUUUCUCUGUGUCUCUGAAGGCGGUGGGGAAGAAUAAGCACUUUAAGGUGCAGCUCUCAGACGGAGUGUACUGCAUCGGCCAGCGCAGGUUCAACUCCAUGGACGAACUUGUGGAGCACUACAAGAAAGCCCCCAUCUUCACCAGCGAUCAGGGGGAGAAGUUGUAUCUGGUCAAAGCGCUGCUGUGAUUCACACGCCUCGACGCUCUCAUAGCCCCGCCCCCCUUCUUCCAUUACCUGUCUCACUUGACCAGGUUUCAGAUCCUCCGGUCUUCCACCGGCCUCUCUGCCCUGGAUGUGUUUCCAGUGAGCACAUCUGCUGCUAACAGAACGUGUGAGGCCUUGUUGGGGUGUGGGGGGGGGGGGGGGGGGGGUCUCACUCUGAUGUCACUCAUCAUGUCUAUUUACAAGCAGGGACGUUGUCAGUCGCACCGUCGCUCUUAAAACACACAGGAGAUCCAAACCUUGAGCUCUCAUUUUCUUUUAAGGACUGCUUUCAGACCUCUUUGUUUAUAUUUCCUCACCAGUUGUUUUUCACAAAGUGACCACAAUCACUCUUUUGCCUUUUUAAUCGUUUUUCUCCCACCAUUCCUUUGAUUUCUGCAAUUCCUGAAUUUGUCUGCCUCAGCCGGUCUGAACUCUUUCCUUAAGGCAGAGGGGGGCGGGGCCUCAUUGCAAUAGAGGAGACCGCCAAGUUCCUGUAGAGUCGAUGGGUGUAACCAAACGUGCCACUCUGCCCCCGGGGGUCACUGCACCUUCAUUCCUGCUGUGCUCCUGCUUUAUGCUGAGACUCCCUCUGCAGAUGUGCCUGGAGCUCCACCAGGAAGAACAAUAACCCAGAUUUUAGGAGCUACUAAACCUCAUCCGUUCCCGCCAUCGAAGGCUGCUCUUCGUAGUGUUUGGCAGAUUUCCAGAGAAUUGUAUAGAAAAUAUAGAUUAUGGAGUCAAUGAGACGCGUUUAAAGACUAAUAGGAAUCAACAGCCUUAAGGUAUAAAUGGAUAAACCCAGAUUAUUUGGUAGAUUAACUAGAUUAACCGUUAUACCACACAUUGGUUCUGCUCCUCUCAGAACUGGCUUACCUGUCAAACGCAUGGAAACCCAGAAAGGAGCAGCUGGAAGUGCUGCUGCCUGGAUUUGAGGUGAUGCUGAAACCUUAAACAGGGACAGGAGCAGCAGCUGACGUGGUUUAGGGGGGAAAUCUGCUCUUUUUCACCAUCAUCCCCCUGCAAUCUGGUUUCUUUUAACUCUCCAUGUGCGUUUGUUUACCAGUGGAAGUGUUGAUCAAGGGGGUUCUCAGCUUUUAUAUGAUCCAUUUGAAUGUUAUUGAGCAUUGUUAUUUAAUUCUUGUCUCCACUGUAUGUAAAUAUCAAAGUAAGAAGAGGUGCAUAUAUGAAUCAUUCAGAUCCGACCAUGGUACUGUAUCACCGACAACCUGAUGAGAAUUCAGAUACUUUUGUUCAAUAAAACCAGUUUUUGGAAAACCA
This is a messenger RNA of Oryzias latipes (Japanese medaka), 2780 nucleotides long. It is a transcript of the gene nck2a, whose product is annotated as NCK adaptor protein 2a. Gene Ontology annotation, molecular function: receptor tyrosine kinase binding; signaling adaptor activity. The record is from RefSeq and is a predicted model, not a curated record. Lineage: Eukaryota; Metazoa; Chordata; Actinopteri; Beloniformes; Adrianichthyidae. Gene Ontology annotation, cellular component: cytoplasm. Gene Ontology annotation, biological process: ephrin receptor signaling pathway; cell migration.